GAGCCUGUCUAGGAUGUGGGAGGUGACCUUGGACCGAGCAGGAGGAUGGCAAACUCAACGCAGGGAGACAGGGGCCUCCCCAGCGCGGAGCUCUGGGCCUCCCAUAACAGGAUGGUAAUGGAGCCACUCGACAGCAACGACGCAGAGGUGCAUAGCAUCAUCAAGAAGGAGAAGCAGCGGCAAAGGCUGGGGCUGGAGUUAAUUGCAUCAGAGAACUUCGCGAGCCGAGCGGUCCUGGAGGCCCUGGGAUCCUGCCUGAACAACAAAUACUCUGAGGGUUACCCAGGACAGAGGUACUAUGGCGGGACAGAGUUUGUAGAUGAGCUGGAAAGGCUGUGCCAGAAGCGAGCCCUGCAGGCGUACCAGCUCGACCCCCAGAAGUGGGGUGUCAACGUCCAGCCCUACUCAGGGUCACCCGCAAACUUUGCGGUGUACACGGCCCUGGUGGAGCCCCACGGCAGGAUCAUGGGGCUGGACCUGCCUGACGGAGGCCACCUCACCCACGGGUUCAUGACGGACAAGAAGAAGAUCUCUGCCACCUCUGUCUUCUUCGAGUCCAUGCCCUACAAGGUCAACCCCAAGACCGGUUACAUUGACUACGACCGGCUGGAGGAGAACGCCCGCCUCUUCCACCCCAAGCUGAUCAUAGCAGGUGUCAGCUGCUACUCGCGCAACCUGGACUAUGCCCGCAUGCGAAAGAUCGCCGAUGCCAACGGUGCCUAUCUCAUGGCCGACAUGGCCCACAUCAGCGGGCUGGUGGCUGCUGGCGUGGUGCCCUCCCCCUUUGACCACUGCGAUGUCGUCUCCACCACCACCCACAAGACCUUGCGGGGCUGCAGGGCCGGCAUGAUCUUCUACCGCAAAGGCACCCGCAGCGUGGACCCCAAGACGGGCAAGGAAACACUCUACAACCUGGAGAGCCUCAUCAACCAGGCGGUCUUCCCUGGGCUGCAGGGAGGCCCGCACAACCACGCCAUUGCCGGGAUCGCCGUGGCGCUGCGGCAGGCCAUGACACCCGAGUUCAAGGCCUACCAGCAGCAGGUGGUCGCGAACUGCAAGGCGCUCUCGGCAGCGCUGAUGGAGCUGGGCUACGACAUCGUCACGGGGGGCUCCGACAACCACCUGAUUCUCCUGGACCUGCGCAGCAAAGGCACGGACGGCGGCCGGGCCGAGCGGGUGCUGGAGAUCUGCUCCAUUGCCUGCAACAAGAACACGUGCCCCGGUGACGUCAGUGCCCUGCGCCCCAGCGGCCUGCGGUUCGGGACGCCGGCUCUCACCUCCCGCGGCUUCCGGCAGGACGAUUUCCGCAUGGUGGCUCAGUACAUCCACAGAGGGAUCGAGCUGACACUGCGUGUGCAGAAAGACAUGAGCCCUAAGGCCACGCUGAAGGAAUUCAAGGAGAAACUAGAGGAGGAGAAAUACCGGAGGGAGCUGAAAGCACUGAAGGAAGAGGUGGAGGCCUUCGCAGCGGCCUUCCCACUCCCAGGGCUGCCCGUCCUGUAAGGGGAAGCACCCGUGCCCGUUCCCAGAGCUGCGGAGGUACCUGGGAUCACGGCACGCUCGCACCCCCAGUCCAAGACCAACGCCCCAGUACCUUCUCCCAGCACCUCCCUGCUGGCACUGGCUGCAGUGCAGCAUCAGUUUCUCGUUCGGCUUUUGCUCACCUCUCCCCUCCCGUUUGGGGCGCAGGACCCCCCUGAGCACAGCCCCCCCCCGUAGGGAAACCAGCCCUUUCACCGAGCACCAGGUAACAACCCUCAGCCUCGUUCGAUCCCGCUCUCGCUGGCUGUGGGAGCAGCAGACGAGGUUUAGGCAGGCCUGCCCGCAUUCACCCAGAUAUCCCUCCCCACAGCAUCGGGAGGGACGUGGAGGGGGGUCCACCUCGGCACAAGCCACCCCCCGCCACGGCCAGGCACGCUGUGCUCGGCUGCACAAGAGGCUUCACAGCUGCCAAAAGGCUCCCUGGUUUCAGCCUCGAGGAUUUCCCUUCGCGUGCACAAGCCCGCUCGCUUUGUGUGCCUUCUAGCCUCCGCAGGCUUUGACAAGGCCAAGCCUUGUCCUCAACAGCCCUCCCGGGAUCACCGUCCCAUCCUAGCCAGCGUCUCUGGUAUUUUCUCAGACCUCUGAGCACAAAGCUUAGGUAGAACCAUUUUUUAAUAAGCACGGUAAAAUUAAGAAUUUAACCACAAUGUAUGACAAGAAUUAUAAGCUUUAAAAAAUACAACCAAUUUUUUUUUUUUUGUAUUUCAAAAAUAUCUGAACCCAAAUAAAUAAUUUUUUUUUUUAAAA
Messenger RNA from Harpia harpyja (harpy eagle), 2289 nucleotides. RefSeq names its product serine hydroxymethyltransferase 1 (gene SHMT1). Lineage: Eukaryota; Metazoa; Chordata; Aves; Accipitriformes; Accipitridae. Gene Ontology annotation, cellular component: cytoplasm; cytosol; nucleus. The record is from RefSeq and is a predicted model, not a curated record. The coding region runs from base 46 to 1503 and encodes 485 amino acids. Gene Ontology annotation, biological process: tetrahydrofolate interconversion; folic acid metabolic process; protein homotetramerization. Gene Ontology annotation, molecular function: pyridoxal phosphate binding; serine binding; zinc ion binding. The transcript has 12 exons.